Haliotis rubra (blacklip abalone) is the source of this 1119-nucleotide messenger RNA. RefSeq names its product acetylcholine receptor subunit alpha-like 1. The transcript has a single exon. Lineage: Eukaryota; Metazoa; Mollusca; Gastropoda; Lepetellida; Haliotidae. The record is from RefSeq and is a predicted model, not a curated record. Gene Ontology annotation, molecular function: transmembrane signaling receptor activity; acetylcholine-gated monoatomic cation-selective channel activity. The coding region runs from base 1 to 1119 and encodes 372 amino acids. Gene Ontology annotation, cellular component: synapse; postsynaptic membrane; neuron projection. Gene Ontology annotation, biological process: monoatomic ion transmembrane transport; nervous system process; chemical synaptic transmission.
AUGAAUGAACAGAAGAGACUGCUUCAUUUUUUACAAGAUGACUAUGAGCGGCAAGUUUUGCCAAGCGAGACCAGGAUGGAUAUACAUGUAAGCUUUGUCAUAUCACAAAUUACUGAGCUUAAUGAGUGGCAACAGUCCAUGACCACAAAUGGAUGGUUUACCUUUAACUGGCUGGAUGAAUCAUUGAAGUGGAACAUUUCGGAUUAUGGAGGGAUAGACACGAUCUGUAUGUCAAGUGAACACAUAUGGAUGCCCGACAUAACGCUCCUAAACACAGCCGAAGAGCGCAAUCUUAUGAAAAAUCAGAAUUCACCUGUUUGUGUACAUCAUUCUGGAAUGGUAGAAUGGUACCACGGGGACAUCUAUCACAGUCAGUGUGACUUUGACAUCUCGCAUUUUCCUUUUGAUACUCAGACUUGCCAUCUGAAUCUAUCCACAUGGGUGACCCAAAAUUAUUCUGCUCGUUUCAUAUCUUCAAUUUAUAGAAGCAAUGAUGUAAGAACAAAUGUGAAUGGACUUUGGAAUAUCAAAACAUUGUCAUCUGCUGCCAUUGAAAAGACAUUUCCACAAUUCAUUAUAACCACAACACUUCAACGUCGGGCGUCAUAUUAUGUCCUCAAUCUCAUCGUCCCUGUCAUGUUUCUCUCCCUUCUCAGCUCAGUGGUCUUUGCUCUGCCUAUACAAUAUGGGGAUAAAGUGUCUCUGUCCAUGACGGUUCUCCUUUCAUUCAGUGUGUUUCUGACUCAGAUGAGCAACAACAUGCCCAGAACGUCCCUCCAAACAUCCUACCUUACCAUCUACAUGACCCUGCUCCUCACUCUCAGCUCCCUUGCUGUGGCAAUGUCAGUUCUCAUCCUCAGGAUCAAUCAGAGAAGAGGAGAUGUACCUGUGGUAUUGCAGAAAUAUGUCAUAUUUUGUGACUAUGCGGUUAACAAUCCGACUUUGAAUGCAGAGGAAUCGGAAGUACAGGACACCACAGUUGACAAUGAGGAAGAAAGGAAGCGUAACACAGUGGUCACCUGGAAAGACGUAUCUCUUGCACUUGACGAUCUGUGUCUGAAAUUAUUCUUUCUGCUGAAUGUUGCUUGUGGUAUUAGUUUCUUUGCUCUUGUCAUUUAA